CUGGAAAAUGGAUACAAAAGUGAAGCAAGAGAAUAAGACUGAAGAAAGGGAUACGAAACAGCUCAACAUAAACAGUUUAGAAAGUCUUGGGCCAUACAUUUUGGAGCAGGAUAACGCGAAAAACUUCGUUUACAUUUCCGAUGUGCCUCAGCUCUGCAAGGAUGAGCCCUGUAUGCUUGGGGUGGAUGAAGCCGGCCGUGGCCCAGUACUUGGCCCAAUGGUAUACGGUAUAGCGUUCUGUCCUCUGUCGAAGAAGGACGUACUGAGGCAGCUCGGUUUUGCCGAUUCGAAGCAGCUGACGGAGGAGAAACGUGAUCAAAUAUUCGACGAAAUGAACCGAAAAGAUUAUGCAGUAGAAUCACUCGGUUGGGCCGUUGAAGCCAUAUCACCCAACGUGAUCUCGAUGAGUAUGCUUCGGAGAACGAAACAUUCACUCAACGAAGUGUCGAUGGAUUCGGCCAUCGGACUCAUCAACACCGCAAUCGAGGCCGGUGUGAACAUAGCCGAAGUGUACGUAGACACCGUGGGUCCACCGGAGAAGUAUCAAGCGAAAUUGAAAGCGAUCUUUCCCAAGUUUAAAAUCACAGUCGCUAAGAAAGCCGAUAGUACGUAUCCGAUAGUUUCGGCGGCUAGUAUUGCUGCGAAAGUUACGCGUGAUCAUGCACUGAAAGUCUGGAAAUUCCGAGAACGAACAAAUGAAGAGGAAAACUCGUUCGGAAGUGGAUAUCCGGGUGAUCCGACGACUAAAGCGUUUUUAGGUGAAAUUGAUCUGGUGUUUGGAUUCCCACGGCUGGUUCGAUUCAGUUGGUCCACGGCGAGCAAUGCGCUCGAAAAGAAAGCCUACGAUAUGGAGUUUGAGGAGGAACCGGACGCGAAGGCUAGUCAAAAGGCUACUUAUGGAAGUGAAAAAUUGUCCAAGUAUUUUUCGGCAUCUAAAAACGAAAACAGGAAGCGACACGAGUACUUCCGGGACCGAUGUUUGGAGCAUGUGGCGGAGAUAUAA
This is a messenger RNA of Anopheles maculipalpis, 1003 nucleotides long. Its product is annotated as ribonuclease H2 subunit A. The transcript is spliced from 2 exons. Gene Ontology annotation, molecular function: RNA-DNA hybrid ribonuclease activity; RNA binding. Gene Ontology annotation, biological process: mismatch repair; DNA replication, removal of RNA primer. The record is from RefSeq and is a predicted model, not a curated record. Lineage: Eukaryota; Metazoa; Arthropoda; Insecta; Diptera; Culicidae. Gene Ontology annotation, cellular component: ribonuclease H2 complex. Bases 8 to 1003 code for a protein of 331 amino acids.